CUUCCUCCCUCCCUCCCCCUCCCCGUCUAUGUAUUCCCCUACCUCCUCUCUAUCUCUCUCUCUCUCUCUCUUUCUCUCUCUCUGUGUGUGUGUCGGCUGGCCUGGCCACUGCCCGUGACAGUGCUUUAGUUGUGUCCUUUCUAUGGGUGCCGUCUCACGUGGGACUCAUGGCUAAUGAUACUGUGGACGGUCUUGCUAAGGCUGCGUGUGGUCUCCCCAUGCCUGUAGUGUGUGCCGCGCCCUCCUUACGGUGCUACAGAAAUACACGGUUUUCUGCAGUUAAUGCCCUGACAGUGAAUCGUAGGAACACCGAGCGUGCUGAUACUGUAUCCAUCCAUACAGCAUUAUGACAGCUUCAUUGACACCACGCACAAAUAUCGCCGCCACGGACUCACACACACACACACACACACACACACACGCAAAGUAGAAAACUGAAAUAUUCACAUUUGUAACAGUAAACAUGUCUCGCAGGACACACUGGAAUCCAGACACACACACACACACACACACACACACACACACACACACACACACACACACACAAAUUAGAAAACUUAAAUAUUUACAUUUAGUAACCACCAAAAUAUUGAUGUCUCAUGAGCAUCAAAUCCAAGUUAUCAUUCAGGAGAUAUUUACAUAUAAAUAUUAAAUCCUGUCCUUGUGGUAGCAAGUCUCUCACUGUGGGGCACGCGAGACAAUAAUGUUUGAGGGUAUUGGCGUUGGCAAGGUGACACAACUUACAGGUGGAAUAGUGAGGCACAUCCUCAGCCUGGGAAACCUGCCACACUGGUCGGUAACCUAAUCUAAGCCUAGCACUUAUGACAUUGCGUCUGCGGACCAUGAGUCCGUGGCGGCGAUAUUUGUGCAUGGUGUCAAUGAAGUUGUCAUUAUAUACUGUUUACGAUUUAUGACACAUUGGGAUAUUCGGGGAGGGUGUCAAAUACACUGUGGCAAAAUUUCAUAAUGAUAUGCGUUUUCCUUACAAAGUUAUUCUAGAAAAACGUGCCCUCAAACUCUCUGAAACGCUUAGUAGGCUACAUGGACACCUUCAAGUGUUAUCAGCAAACUAUACUCAGUUACGCAACACACACCCACACACACACACACACACACGGUAGUUAUUCCGCUUCAAGCAUCCAUUGUAGUCUGAGUAACGACCGUUCACUGGAACACUGCAUCACCGCUACAUUCAAAACCUCUAAGUUGAAACUACACGAGUUCUGAAGGGUGUUUUCAUGGCUUCAGUGACACAUUAACAAGAUCUCUGCGUUAUUAAGGGAGGAAGGCAGUCAUGAGCACCAGCUACUCAUCUAUGUGGCCUCUCGAAAUAGUCGUGGUGAGAGAGAGAAGCAUUUCAAAAUACGGAAUUUCUAAAGACAGGUUCCCAUAGCCAGUCUCACAAUAGCACCUGACAUUUCACAGGUUACAGAGGCUUACCACACUCUACACAAAAACACGAAGCUUCUAUCGAGAAUAUCCUCACUAAAACUACUAGCAAUCCAAGUGUCAGUAUUGUAUCAUAUGUCGCAAAUAAAAUCUUAACUAGCUAUUCACGUAGUUAGUGUAGAGACCUCAGAGUAAGCGGCAAAGAUAAGCUUCGAACUCAUAUGUGAAUACUGAAAGCAAUCACGAGAGUAAAUUUAAGGUAAACUUCGCUAAAAUUUACUGGUGUUGGUAGCGGGACUAAAAUUGAUGUCAUGAUAGAUGUUGUGGUGUGGUGAUGUGAUGGGGGAACAAUGCACUCGUGUGUGUGUGUGUGUGUGUGUGUGUGUGUGUGUGUGUGAGGUAAAGAGACUGAACACUACGAGACACAGUUGGUUAGUAAGUAGUGUUACGGGUGUGGUGCAGCGGCGGCUACGAGCUUCAUUAAAGAAAACCAUUGGAACAAGAAGAAAAUGUGAUAUGGGUAUCUAUUAUAAUUGUUGUAAGCUUAUGUACUGUACUUGUGUGAGAUAAAAGGCAAAGUAGCUAUGUAGUUGGCCAAGCGUUUACUUCACUGCACUCCUAAGACUGUCAAUAAUGUUAGGCUGUUGUAUGAGAUGUCCUCUUACAGACGCCACCAUUUGACUCCUGGUCAAUCCUAAUAGCCAUCAUGUCUCAGCAGCAGCAUUUGGUAACCCCAGAUAGGGAGAGAAAGAUUACAGGCAGGCAGGCCAGUUGGCUUACGUCAGAAACAACUGUUGCCAAUGACAACUGCCAUGAAAAUAGGAUGACAGAGGUAAUUUUUGUUAGAAAUAUUUGAAGGAAAAUGCUUUAAUUAAGUAGGGAGCUGACAUACAUACAAAUGUGUGUGUACCUAUUUGUUGGUGUGUCAUAUAUAAACAUGUGUAAAGAUAUUAGUGUAUUCGUGUGGACUGUGGCAAAUUAAUCUCAAUAUUGUUGCCAAAUGCUUUUCGUGGAAAGCGGUCGCGGUUGUCCGGCCUGCCGUAAGUUUGUGUGUAACGCUGUGAGCAGCCUGGCAGGACACGGUGAGACACUGAGAGAAGUGAAGACGAAGAUACUGAUAAAACUGAUAAAAACGAAAAGAUUAGUGCGUGUGUAGCCUCUCAGUAAUCAGAGGUUGCCUAGUUAUACAGUGCUGACGACACAAAAGAGGACAGCGGUGUGUGGGUGGGUCACUGGACCCGCUGGUGACACAGGCAGCCGCCGCCAAACAGUCUUUUUGCUAACGUGUAGUGAGAUAAAGCCCUCCUGAGAUGAAGCCUUCCCGUUCUCCUGCUCUUCCUGUAGAUCCAUCUACGACACAUACGGGCAGCCCCAAAGUCAAGCAAGCGUCUCAUUUUGGCUGAAGCUGCGGAAAUCUGAAUUGCGAAGAGUUGCUCCUGCUCCCACGCCCCUCACAUAAUGGAGUGGCUGGCGUGUGUUACUUCCCAGUUGAGUACCAGGGCAUCUUCGCUACCCAAUCCAGUGUUUCCAGUCUCUCCCAGGGCACCAUGCACCAGUACUCCCAGGUGACCAUUUUACCAGACGCCAUUCCUGUGUGGGGCGUCUGUCACACGAAAUUUGAGAACAACGUGAUUUUGCGAGAUUCAACGGGCGGCGAGAACUGUUACAGGUGUUUCCAUGUGUCCCUUCACUCCGGCAACGUGAUCCAGAUAUACACAGAGGGUCUCAAUAAGUGCUACUCCUCUGAAGCUGCUGCUCUCCUAACCUGCCCGACUCUACACGCUAUCAAGACAAGGAGAGUCAGUGAAAUUAUGCUUUAUAAAUCUCGCAGCUUCACUCAAGACGGACUUAUAGACAGAGUGUUUUGCCCCAUUAACGGCAGGUUCCACUUCACUUACGAUGUUAAUGAUGGUACUGAGAGCUCUGUGGAGUGCCCGGAGCCUUCGUCUGAGCUCUCCAACUGUCCUCGUGGGUCUGAAUUGCAGCUCAGGUUUCGCCGGUGUUCCUUCGGGGAGCUUAACAUGAGUCUCCGCUGCUUGGGUGACUGGCGCGGGCAUGAUGGUCAGCGGUACCUUGCUCUGUGGGAUCCAGCAGUCACCACGCACAACCAGCCCCGCUAUCGCUGCGCUAUGUACUCAGUCGACCAAGCCACGCAAAAAGUCUACCUUAGCUUCAGUAUAGACGCCACCUGCACGAACCACCUCCACGGGCCCUGGGAUGGCUAUGAGACGAUGGAGCUCUUCCCCCUCGCGCCCCCGUCCCCGCCCUCCGUUGUCCUCACCACCGCCUGCGACUUCCCACGCUGGACUGAGGGGGCGUGGCAGCAUCUCCUGAUCGACGCAAGGGAAUUGUGGGUACAGGAUGACGAGAUGGACAAGAAGUACAAGACACUCUGCCUGUCUCAGCACGCCCCUCAUGGUGAAAGAUUCGCUCUCUACUCCACAAAUCAAUGUGGCGAGGAUGAGUUUACCUGCAUCUGGAUCAAGAAGAGAGCAGUUAACGUGAUUGAGUACCAAAUGGGUGUCAGCCCUUCUAAAGUGUACAACGCCUCCAGGAUAUGUUCAGAUGACGCCUUUCGGGGCCAGACAUGGAAGACGCAAGGCAGGCUGUCCCCGGAAAACCUGUCCGGGUGUCCCAUCACUGGGGAGUACACGGGGGUCAUCCCGGACGCCACUGAGCUGUGUGCGCGCCUCUCCUCAGACUGCAACGACCCCCAGCACAUGCACUACACCGUCUCCUCCUGCAGGAACGCCACGGAGGUGUACGAAGGUGUUGCUGUCCGGGGCGGCGCUCCCCUGGUCAGGCAGCAGCGCCAUGCCACGCUGUCCCGCGGCGUCCGGCACGCCCUGCGCCACACCUCUCGCCAGCUGUCGUGGGCACGUCUGCGCGCCCUGGAGCUGGGGUGGUCGCCAGAUCAGCAAUACACGACCAUCGGUGCCAAGCCUCGUCGGCGGGAGCGGCCUCCCGCCAAGCAGGUGUACGUGUUCCCCGACACUGCCCCGCCCCGCGCCGCAGCGGCACUCGCCCAGACCCAGGACCAGGACACGCCCGCGCCUUCCCCCGACCCCGCCACCACACGCCUGCCCUACGCCCACGAGGGGCCCUUCUAUGUGCGCGUGGAGGCCCCGCCGCAGCCUGCAAGGCCCCAGGACCCCGCCACCAUCGCGGAAGAGCGGGACUACAGGUGUCUGGGGCAGUGGUCAGAGGGCGGAGUGAUGUACACCUUCACGCACCGCCGAGACGUGGAUACUUAUGAGUGUUUCGCUGGAGUAGUGGUGAACCCCAACGAAAUCUUUAUCAUCGAGGCGGGAACGAGCUGCCAGAGAGGACUGCAACCCCUGGCACACGGCAUGAAGCUGGUCCGGCAAGCAACGUGUAGCGAACUUCAGGCACGAAUGACCAGCACAGCAGCUCCACACGACCCCUCCUCGCGUCCCUCCUGGUGGCCCCCGACUACAAAGAACCCAUGGAUGAAAAAAAAUAAACAAACGCCGCUGCCUGACUGGAAUAAUGAAAUUCCAAGAGCUGCGCAUUCCAGCGGGAGCGACGCCCCACACUCCCUCAUGACGUCACUGCUGGCUGCCCCUCUCCUCCUCCUCCUGUUGGCUGCCUCGUGAUCGUAACCAGCCAAUCACGUCACUUGGAGGUUCUUACGUCAUCCAAUCAGCAUUCAUCUCCAUUACGUCAUCUAUUCUCACAGCCAAUCAUCGUUCGUCUAGUUCAAGGCGUCAUUAUUCAUCCACCAAUCACAGCGAAGAUCGUUCAUCAGGCAUUUGUCUUUCAUUUGUGAUUCUAGUAUUGUUAGUUGAUGUUGCGUAUGUUUGUGUGUUGUAUUGGUGGUUAAUAGAUGUAGGGAAGUGUGUGCGUGUCUGUGUGUGUGUGUGUGUGUGUGUGUGUGUGUGUGUGUGUGUGUGUGUGUGUGUAUGUCGUUUUAAUUCCUAUAUAAUCAAGUUGUUUCAAAAUACUUUUAACUUUUUCCUACUUCUGUAUUUUCUAUUAUUUUCUUGAAGACAGAAUAGUGAGGCAUUAUUAUUAUCAGUAUUUGUAAAUUUCUAUCUUUCUUUAUCUCAUUUUAUCAUUAUUUUCCUUUUUAUUUAUCUAUUUUAUAUUUUAUACUCUGAUUCCCCCUGGUCACCCGUUCCGUGGCAGAGAGAGAGAGAGAGAGAGAGAGAGAGAGAGAGAGAGAGAGAGAGAAUUUCCCAUCUACCUGUUACCUGUAUUCAUUGUCAGUAUUGUCCCCUCCCCCCCUCCGCUACCCCCCCCUGUCUUUCCCUCUUCUCUCUUCCUUCACCUCCUCCUCCUUCAUUACUUUCUCUCUCCCUUUAUAAAUUUCUCCCUUUCUUUAUUUUUCCAAUCUUUUUUUUUUUUCUCCUAUUCAUUCCCAUUCCCUUUGGCUCACUGGCAAAUUUCUAGUCACCAUGUCUCCGUGGCAGUGUUCGUGUCCCCAGCCAGUUGUCAUGUAUAUAAUGCUAAUAGUAAUGGUAAUAAUAGUAAUAAUAAUAAUGAUAAUAAUAAUAAUAAUAAUAAUAAUAAUAAUAAUAACUCAGUUGGGUUGUUAUUAUGUUCAAUGUUAUGAGUUUUUUUUUUUUUUUUUGAGAGUGUAAUGAUGCAGUGAGAGAGAGAGAGAGAGAGAGAGAGAGAGAGUGUGUGUGUGUGUGUGUGUGUGUGUGUGUGUGUGUCUUUACCUAUCAGUCAGUGUCUAUCUAUACAUAUACCAGUCUAUAUGUCCAGUACGGAAUACUUAUACAUAUCGACCGUUGGCAUGAAGAAACACGUGUAUAUACUGUACAUAUAUGUAUACUGUAGGUGUAUAAUGAAUUGAUACCUACAAAUCCACGUAUAUUUCAUCUGAUCAUUGUAUUUUGUAUUAUAUUCAUUUUGUAUUCGUGUUCGUGUUUGUAUCGUGACUCUGUGUGAUGGAGGAAAGGAAGUAAAUAUAAAGUGAAUA
This is a messenger RNA of Portunus trituberculatus (swimming crab), 6337 nucleotides long. RefSeq lists its product as uncharacterized. The transcript has 17 exons. The coding region runs from base 2937 to 5006 and encodes 689 amino acids. NCBI's taxonomy places the organism in Eukaryota, Metazoa, Arthropoda, Malacostraca, Decapoda, Portunidae. The record is from RefSeq and is a predicted model, not a curated record.